GGGCCAAACUACACCUGGAAAUGAUAAGAAAUAAAGACAGUAUAAACAGCACGUUCAUGCCAAGAUCAAAAGAUAAAAAAAAUUCUCCAUAGAAAAAAAUGGCGGCAGACUUGAACCUUCCCACUCACCGCAUCUUUCGCCGAUUUCUUCCUGGGUGAGAGGAAGUGUCGAGGCUACUUUUUACGAUAAGUGGGAGGAGCAUUACUGAACAAGCGAAGAUCUCGCUUGUCAGGACAACCCUGCUCUCUUUGGUGUUUAUUAGACGACCGCAGAGCCCUCAAUACUGCGAAAGAAUUUCUCAGUGAACCCUUCAGCCUUGGCCGGGGUUCGAACUGAUCAUGUCCCUCGCAGGUCAGCCACUUACAAUCCAAUUACGCCAGAACGGCGCCCCACAGUUAAGCGCCAGCUAGUAGCGUCUUAUGUACCCCAGUCUAUCGCGCUUACCAUAUAUACCACCAGUAUUAUACAGUAGUACCUUCCUUCACCUUCAGCCUUGCAAGAAUUAUUCAACAUUGAACCUCCAUCCUACAUUUCAACUUCUAUAUCUACACAAUUGCGCUCGAUCCCACCUGCAAUCACCAUUAUUAUCAAGCCCUUCGACACAUCUACAGCCGAAUAUCCAUCCGACCCAUCUUCAAUACAGUCCUUGCACAUGAGGUAGCCAAACGCGUCGGUUCUUUGCGGGGUACGCCUCGAUCCAAUCCAACACACCCCAUUUCCCACCGCGCGAUCUCCCUCCGCAGUCCACAUAAACUGUCAUAAGACAACUACGCCAUGCUUAUCCUCCGAUGCGCCCAGCAGGCGCGCCUCUUGCCCCGGCGACUCCACGCAUCCUCACACUUCCGAAUCCGAGACCAAUGGGAAGCCCUUGCCUGCGCAGCGAACUCUUCAAGAACCCGCCCCUUGACGACAAAACCUACAGCCAAGGGCCCCUCCCCUCCCCUCCCCUCCAAGCCGCCCAGCGGCAAGCCGAUCUAUCCUGUCCGUCUCCCUAUUUACCACGCCGGCACGGCACCGACAGUGGUCGUAGGAUUUAUGAGGAUCAGUAGCAUCAUUUCAGUUUCCGCGCCCGUGCCAUUCCUGCUGUUUGGCCACACAGAAGUAGCCUCGACAUUCCUAACCGCUGCCGUUGCCUUUAUAAUCUCGUCCUACGUAUGCGCCCCUCGCGUCGUCGCCAUGUACCUCCACCUCCCUUCCUACACACGCUACUCCCCCGAGCUGCUCAACCGAUACGUCGCAUCCCUCCCCAAGACCGCCGAGGCCGACAUCAAGACCAUAAACGCGGGCGGGAUACCACAGACCACAACGCUCGCAGUAGGGGAUCUCGCAGUGGUGGACGGCUUUCGGCUGAAUGCCGUAAACUUCUGCAGGGUGGGAUCGGCGGAGAAGCGGCCGUGGUGGGUGGGCAAGGGGUUUUGGGCCGGGAGGGGGGCCUGGGAGUUUGCGGUUAGUGAGAUGGGGCCUGGGAAGGGGUUGAAGAUGGCGUGGGUGUGGGAUGCGAUUGCAGAGAAGGUUAGGCAGGGGAAGUUUGGAGGUGGGAUGACACCUAGGGUGGGCGAGGUGGUUCAGACGACGGCGGUUGGGCCAAAGAAGAAGCUGUGAUAUACCCGGAGACAAAUAAAUAGAGCAUGCCACGCAAGGUAAGAUAGAUGGGAAGGAGGCGCCAUGUAUUGCAAUGUAGAAUUAGCUUCAUAUCCGCAUCUGCCAAUCCAACAAGGUCCAAC
Pseudogymnoascus verrucosus is the source of this 1724-nucleotide messenger RNA. RefSeq lists its product as uncharacterized. The transcript has 3 exons. The coding region runs from base 775 to 1602 and encodes 275 amino acids. NCBI's taxonomy places the organism in Eukaryota, Fungi, Ascomycota, Leotiomycetes, Thelebolales, Thelebolaceae. The record is from RefSeq and is a predicted model, not a curated record.